GUGGAAACGGUCUCCAUUUAUUAGCCUUGGAUAGUGCCGAAGGGGCGGUUUUUCAAACCCUUGGACACUACCUUGCUCUGCCCGCACCUUGGACGGUCCGGGAGCCUCGAAUUGCUACGCACUCGAAGACAAUAACGACCUGAGAAACGUCUUCGGUUUUCGACAUCGCGAAAAGGUCUGUGACAGCUGGGGCUGCCCCACUGUAGAAGCGCAACUUGGGAAAUUUUAACCAAAUCCGGUUUCAAAGCAACCCUAGUGAGACACAAUGCGUGCUGCGGCAUUUCCCUGUGUCGGUUGGUGGAGAGGUCCUUCUCUCCACGUGACAGCGCGUUUCGAUAGCUUGCAGCGCACGCGUCUGUCGGGUGUCAAGUCGUGGCGUGACCGUCCUCAACCUCACCAGCCUUUCCCGAAACCCCGUUCGCUCAUUUCCUCAGCAUUCCACUGCCGCCUGAUAAUUCCCGCAUCUGGACCUGCGAGCGCUGCGAGCGACUGCGGAUCUGUCGACGACCUGUUCGACGGGGACGAGGCAGGCGCCGUCCCGGAACACGCGGUCUCCGGCCAGGCACAGGCUCCCCGCCCUUCGCCUCAAGACCCUUUGAAGCGCAAGUUCGAGGGUGAGGAGGAUGAGUUCGACGAUUUUCUUGCUGAGGGGUUCGCGGCGAUAGAAGAUGCCAAGAAGCCACGGAUCAAGCUCGAAGCCGACGACGCUGCGCCGUGCCCUUCUAGAACCGAGCUGGCGCGGAAGAUCCUCCGCCAGACAUUUGGCCACGAUGGAUUUCGCCCGGAGCAGGAAGCUGCCAUAUCCAGCAUCCUUUAUGGCAGGAAUGCCAUGGUCGUGCUGCCAACGGGAGGAGGUAAAAGUUUGUGCUAUCAGGUGCCGGCAAUCGCUUUUGAGGAACUUGACCGUGCCAGUGGCGCUAGGCGUGGUCACGGCAUCACCAUCGUCGUCUCCCCCCUUCUUUCUCUCAUAAGGGACCAGGUCGAGGUGCUCAAGCGCAAGGGCAUUCCUGUCGACAGCCUUGACUCGACCAAGACUUGGGGGCAACAAAAGGAAAUCAAUGCUAAGAUGCGAAACGGGACGCUGCGUCUCCUAUAUUGCCCUCCGGAGCGACUCAUCAACCAGAACUUUAUCAAGUGUCUUAAGGAUGUGGCCGGUGGGGUCCGGCUCGUCGCCGUCGAUGAGGCUCACUGCAUUUUCGAAUGGGGUCACCAGUUCAGACCGGACUACUUAAAGGUCGCCCGGUUUAUCCAGGAGGUUAAGGCCGAGCGGGCUAUCUGCCUCACGGCCACGGCCACGACCAACGUCAUUCACGACAUUUGCAAAGACUUCAAUAUCGCCAAGACCGAUGUCUUCCGCACCGCACUCUAUCGUCCCAACUUGCGGCUUCUUGCGAGACCCGUGGAGUGCGCUAGUGAUAAGCUGGAGGAACUCCUUUCGUUUUUGGAGGAACACAAGGGCCCAACGCUGAUCUACGUUACAACCCGGAGGCAAACGGUUCAGUUGGCGAAGGAGCUAGUCAAUGCUGGGCUGUGCGCUCUCCCGUUCCACGCAGGGAUGCAAACGGAAGACAAGGAAGCUACCCAAGACAAGUUUAUGGCUGACGAGGUCGAUAUUGUUGUCGCCACGAUCGCGUUUGGUAUGGGAAUCGACAAGCCCAACAUCCGAAAUGUGGUCAACUACGGCAUUCCAGGCUCGGUCGAGGAGUAUAGUCAACAGGUUGGCCGCGCCGGUCGAGACGGAAAGCCCAGCACCUGCAUGUUCUACCUCUGCCCCGAGGACGAGGGUAUUCGCUCGUCGCUCGCCUAUGGUGGUACUCCAACGCGGGACGACGUGGUUUCAGUGCUGCAGAAUAUUUUUGACGACGAGGUCACGGCGCUUCCUGUCGAAGGUAUUUUCAGACGCAACCACUAUGCCCAGAUGACUGAGUACGACAUCUGUGCUAGCCCUCUGUCGAUUAUCUAUGGGAUGCUGGAAAUGCGAUUCGGGUUGAUCCGCGCCACCACCUCCGAGUAUGGCGAGUACAAAUUCGAUGCUCAAACUGAGUACGAUGUCGCCACAAUCUUGAAAGACCAGUCGCCCGCAGCACAAGCUAUCAUUCGAUUCUCUAAGCCGGUGGGAGGCAGCAUUUACAGCAUAGAUGUUCGGACCGCCGCUAGGAUCCUGAACCUCAACCGGCGGGCGAUUGUCAGGAAGAUCAACGAACUGCAUGACAAGGGCUUGAUCAAUUUGGUGGUCUCGGGGCAGGAAAACCGGUAUCAGGUCACAUCCAAGAAGCUGCCUCAGACGCCUGCCGAGAUCGGCACUCUUGCCGACGAGAUCUUCGCCGGUUUAAAGGGGCGUGAAUCCGACGCAGUCCAUCGGAUCGAACAGGUAAUAGGGCUGGUGACGGGAAAGCAGUGCUUUGCCUACGCACUUGCCUUGCACUUCGGCAUGAACCUGCCAGGCGACAAGAAGCGCUGCGGCCACUGCGGCUUCUGCGAGACAGGUGUCGCUGUUGUCAUGCCCGAGGCGCCGCCCCGGGCUCCGGUCGACCUUAACCUGCUCAUGGAGACCCUCGGCGUCAUCCCGGACCGCGAUGACCCCUUGUUCCUGACCAGGGUCGCGUUUGGCAUCUUCACCCCGCGCACAAUACGGAUAAAGAUCAGUAAGAAUCGUGUGUUUGGGUCGCUGGUGGGCCACAACUUCAACGCGGUUCUCGACGAAUUCACCCAGGUCUGCAGCCAGGAGGGCGGAAAGAGUAGCAGCGUCAAGCGGGAGCACUCGACGCCGUCGAUCAACGAGGAACCGACGAGCAGCGCCUAUUCGGGCCGAUAAACUCAGUCUGGUGGUCGAGCCUGAGGGCGAGGUCGGGGCUCCGGAUCCAACCCAGCGGUCGGGGCCGGGGGCGAGGCCGGGACUGGGGGCGGACUUGAAGCUCUUGGCUGCGCUCAGAGACCAAUACCCAUGCCACCGGGGAGCCAAACCAUGGAAGUGUUUCUCCGCCACUCUCGAGACAAAUCUCAAGCGCCCACUUGUGAGGUGAGUCUGCGUGACGGCGAACGCCCAAAACUUGACUUGAGGGAGCCGAUAAACAGCAGGACAGAGGCUGCGAGGAGCCGGGCUGGAACGGAUCGCGUGGGAGGGAAGGGAGCCCAGAGGCGGGCGGGAAGUAUGAAAAAUCUCUUUCAGGUUGGGUCGAGUGGCAAUAGAGUCCACACCAGCCAGACUCGUUGGCGGUGGAACAAAAGGACGGAGGCGAGAUGGGCUGGAUGGCGCACAUGUGGUAGCCAGCCUGACCUCGGUCUUGGCAAACGGGCGGUCGCGCUAGGCUUUUGGGAGGAAAGUCUGUGCUGAUGCUUACCACCAAUUCAACAUAAAGUGAACAUGAAGUGCCAAUAUGGGUUGGGGGCCGCGAACGAAGGAACGUGCAGCAGCACGCAUGCCCGGCGAGUAUGCAGCCGCAGGUGGGGUUGGCGAGGGGCAGACGAGUCCCAAUCGCGGUUGACGCAGAAGCAGUGAGGCUGGGAAUGAAUGCACUGGAGGGGAAGGCACGGGAGGGUUGGUAGCGAUCUGCGCGUUUUGUGCGCAGUUAGCAGGGUAACUAUUGGAUGCAGCAACAAUCCUCCUCCAUGCAGGAGAUUGUCUGAGGUAGUUCGGUUGGCGAUAUGAAGUCGUGUCCCGAUAGGAUUGCACCGGUCGUUCCACUGCACUCGAAGAAAUCUUGACCAGGCUGGACGGCGGUAAUGCCGUAUCUGGACCCUGCUACGUGGGUGUUUCUUGUACGGCCGGCGCUUCCAUCACUUC
Molecule: messenger RNA, 3784 nt
Organism: Gaeumannomyces tritici R3-111a-1
Lineage: Eukaryota; Fungi; Ascomycota; Sordariomycetes; Magnaporthales; Magnaporthaceae
Exons: 4
Coding region: 266-2815 (849 amino acids)
Biological process (GO): double-strand break repair via homologous recombination
Cellular component (GO): chromosome; cytoplasm; nucleus
Molecular function (GO): ATP binding; 3'-5' DNA helicase activity; four-way junction helicase activity
Source: RefSeq, a predicted model, not a curated record